This is a messenger RNA of Diaporthe citri, 1671 nucleotides long. RefSeq lists its product as uncharacterized. The record is from RefSeq and is a predicted model, not a curated record. The coding region runs from base 1 to 1671 and encodes 556 amino acids. NCBI's taxonomy places the organism in Eukaryota, Fungi, Ascomycota, Sordariomycetes, Diaporthales, Diaporthaceae. The transcript has 5 exons.
AUGCUAGACGAAACUGAAGGUUCCAGAGCGGAGGGGGACGACGAGAUCAACAUCAGCCCCGAGGCUACUGCCAAGGCCCCUGAAGAUAGGCAUGGGCUGCAACAAGGUCCGAGCUCUCACUUCACAGUCGCUGUUGCCCAAGCCGCAUUAACACAACUAAUUGUUGCACCAUGGGCAACUGCAUCUAAUCAUCAGUCCGCCGAGGGCUCUGUUCGUGGCCACCAAAGGCACCCAACUCAGCACGACUUAGUACUCCAGUCGAUGGAAAGAGUGUCCAGCCUAGCAGUCACUUACCUGGAUCUUCAGCAUGAGCUUAUCGAGAACUUCAAUAGCCAAAAAUCACGGAAGAACAUGCCACCAAAGGAUCUCAAAGAUCUGCUGGGUCACAAGUACGAGGAAUACAACGACAAGGUCCGGAAGAUCGAGCGAUUAUUCCACAAAAUCAACAAGAACAUCAUUGUGGAAACGUCAACUGACACUUUGCUUGAUGCUCGUCAGCGGUCCCUCUCAGAGAAAUUCAAUGUCGGACAUGCUCUUAUCUUUAUCAUACUCUUCGCUGCAGCGCUGACUGAAUCGAGUAUCGCAAUAGGACAUAUCGGGCACUCGAGACGCUUUGAGAUCGUUGAGCCGCGAUGUCCAAGACUCGAAGUCAGACCGUCGAAGUCAGACCGUCUCAGGUAUCUGAAAGAUCGUGUUAGUUGGAAGGACGUGAGUGACGAAUCUAUGCUCGAAGUAGAAGCGCUUCAUGAUUACAUUGGACUUCGCAAUGUCAUCCAAAAAACCGCAGUCGUCAAGCUGCCGGGCCUCCGUCAGGAUGGGAAUUUCGGAUACCACUGGCGCAUGGAUCUUGCUAAAGAGCAGCCUAAUCGUGAAAUGGAAGAAGUCGAUUCUUUUGCUCACAUAUUCAAAUAUCGGAGAACGGCAAGUAUUCCUCUGGAACACAAAGAUCUCGAGGGUCUGACUAGCGCUGUUCAGCACUUGGCAGAAGUACGGGUGGAUGGUUUCGGAAAACAGAAAGAAGUUCGCAAGGAGGACUUCGCUCCCGCUGGGAAGCACCGAUGUGUGUGCAAGCUCGACAUCCGCAUCCGCAGUCUCGACGACCCGAGCGUCGGACCACUCCGUGGUGGAGGCAGCGGCUGGGUGUACAACAAGAACACAGUGGUGACAGCAGGCCAUUGUGUCUACAACGCAAAUUAUCGCGAUUACGGCCGCAUAGCUUCUCACGACAUUUGGAUCUACCUGGGCUACUCAGGGAACGUGAUGUACGAGAGUACCGGUGAUUUUGACUUCAGCACCUUCAGCGACCAUAUCACUUACAAAGCUGAUACCUCGAACGGAAAUUCGGGUGGCCCGAUUAUUUGGAGGCAUGCAAGAGGUGGAAAGCCAAGACUAAAAGUCGUUGGUGUACAUUCUCAUGCCUGCAAGCCCGGCACAAUCAACAAGGGAACAUCGUUGUGCCAUGGAAUAUAUGACAACAACAUCGCCAGAUUUGUUUGCACUCUGGACAAAUCGGAGAGUGAACACCAGCCUGAGAAUUAUAUAGUCUCUGAGAGACCUCCACAGACCACAGAUUCAAGGACUCCUCAACUCAUUGAUCUCAUAUAUGGUGAGGAGGAUGACCAAACUCUUCUGAACGCAAGUGACGAGGAAGAGGCAGCAUCACUUAACUAG